AUGGCUCAAGUGAAUGAUCUUCACAAGAAAUUCGAGGAGUUGAACGAGGAGAUCUCGGCUGCGCUUCGAGUGCAACAAGAUGCUGUGACCAAUGCAAAUACCUUCACGGGUCGCAGUACUCUUGUUGCAGCACGGAAAGAUGCGCUGCGUCUAGCCAAGAAGACUACGGAUUGGCGAGGCGACGUGACUGCACUGGCAAAGCACAUCGAUCUUCAACUGCAAAACAGUCGAGCGUUGCGUUCUCAUUACGCGCAGUCGUUGCUGAGUUCGUCGGCUCAGAAGCAACAGGAAGAAGCAGAAGGAUCACGAUUGCGCUGUUUACGCUCGGAUCUGCGACUGCUUCAGGACUUCCGGGUGCAUUCUGUGCGUCACCGUGAUGAGGAAGAUCCAGCACUGCUUGCUGCGAUGGAAGAAGAAACGAAACAACUGAAAGCCUUUAUUGACAAAAAUACUAAGAAGGAGAAAAUGGGAGGCAGUCAAGAGCAGUCGGUACUAGCGUUGGAGCUCUUUGAGAUGAGGCGAGACAUUAUGAGUCGGAUCUCUGAGGACCUCGUCGAGGAGAAAAAACAACUAGACGUUGAAGUUGGUAACCCGGAAGCGCUAGCAAACGAAGGCUUUGGCAUUGGCAGCAAUGCAGCGACGGAGAAAGAUGCGUUGGCGUCGUGGGACACGCAACUCUAUGUUAUUCUCAUGCAGGCCCUGGAGGAACUACAAAAGGAGAAACGCGAGAGACUCGCAAAUAAAAGUCGCAAUUCGGUCGUGGCUAUCGCAGGAGCUGAAGGCUUGGAUACAGUUGGGACGGAGCCACGAGCGGCGUCACCAACGCGGGCCAGUAGCGACUUAAAGUCUGAAAUACUACUUGAAGAUGCGCACUUUGCAAUGCAAAAGCUGAAACGAGAGGUGGCCGAGCUGAAAACCACGAAUGCGAAGCUGAUGAUGACGAACUCGCAGCUCGAAGAUGACCUCGCACAUUUACAGGCCAAAUUUGAAGAGGAGAAAAGAGCGCAUGUAAACGGGAAGAAGUGGUUUCUACCAAAAAUCCAAAAGAUGGAAGAUCAGAUGCUCAACACCAUCAAGGCAUUCGAAGAAGUAAAACUCAGUGUAGAGCUCAUGACCAACAUGUACAAGCACUUAGGCAGCACGUUGACCUUGCAACAAGAAGGUGAAGAUGAAUUGAAACGGGAACGCGAUCGAGUAUCGCUCUUACUAGCUGAAGAGAUCAAGAAAAUUGCUGCUCUCACCAAGGAAAACGAGCGCAAGGAUCGACUUGUCACGUUAGCGAUGGCGGCGCGAUAUGAAAUGAUUCAGCUUGCAAACCGUCACGAGAGGCAAGCGAAAGAAGCGUGUGAGCAGCGCGAUAUUUGGGAAUCCCGUGCGCACCAAGCUGAGGCAGAAUUAGCGACCAACAAACAACAACUUGAGGAGGCAUUCCAGCGACUUGAAGCUACGAAUGAGGCGCUGUCAGGUGCAAAGGCGUCGAUUGUACAGCUACAAACUGAAGUGCGAGCCACUGCACAGACUGCCGCAGCUAAGGAAGUGGAGUUGUUUGCAGCCUUCGAGAAACAACAAACUGCGUUACAACAAAAACUGGAUAAAACCAAACGAGAGCUCAUGGAGUCAGUGGCAGAGACGCUCAGUCUAGACAGCAGACUACGUAAAGCUCAAGAGAAGCUUACACAGCAGGCUACUGAUGGUACAAGCGCGUAA
Messenger RNA from Phytophthora nicotianae INRA-310, 1707 nucleotides. RefSeq lists its product as hypothetical. Lineage: Eukaryota; Oomycota; Peronosporomycetes; Peronosporales; Peronosporaceae. The record is from RefSeq and is a predicted model, not a curated record. The transcript has 8 exons. The coding region runs from base 1 to 1707 and encodes 568 amino acids.